AUGGAGGAAUGGCGCCAACUGGUCAUGAGAGAGCUGAGAGCUUGCAGUGAUAGCUUGAAUCUGGUACACUUACGCUCCGUUACCGACGCACUCACGAGCGCCCGCCCGGGCGCCAAAUUGAAUGUGAUAUACGACGAUUCUGCCAGGAUUGUGCAGGACUUCCUCGGUGAGGUGGAGAGGCUGGGGGAGCAGAUGGAUUGGGACGCUGGCGGCUUGCAGAAAGUACAGGACGCUGGACUUGCCCUGUAUCAGAAGCUUGAGGCCCUGGACAGGAGAUUGUGGCUCAGUUGCGAGGAUGUUGAAGAGACUGAUCAGGGGCUGUUGAAAACUCUGGUCCUGGAAAAGAAGCGCAUGGGGGAGAUGCUGAGAGGGACGCGCGCCUCAUAUGUUAAACUGCUGGAUAUCGUCAAGGAGCAACCACCUUAUAUCUCCCCUUCAGUGGAAGAUGUGGUGCUGGAAAUGUCAAAAGAGCAGCCAAGCCAGGUAUCCAAAGUUGGCCCCGGCGUUCCUGAGCAGGAGGAAGUCAUGCAGCAGAUGAAGGUAGAUCUGCUCGCUUUGAAGUACUUUCACUGCACCAGAUGCUUCAAAGGAGGGAGGCCCUACGAAUACUUUGCGGUCGACAUCAAGCCUCCAAAAUGCCAACAUGGCAAGGGCAUGUAUAGGAAGAAGGUGUUCGUGGUGGUCAAGGCCGGUGCACGUGGCCCAUGGAAGCUGACCAAGAUCCCGUGGACCUCAUGCGAGAGCAUUAACUUAGCAGAGGCUUACGUGAAAAAGAACAAAGACUUUGUGAUGGACGCAUACAAGUCAUGA
Molecule: messenger RNA, 810 nt
Organism: Klebsormidium nitens
Lineage: Eukaryota; Viridiplantae; Streptophyta; Klebsormidiophyceae; Klebsormidiales; Klebsormidiaceae
Source: the annotation of a GenBank genome assembly